Psammomys obesus (fat sand rat) is the source of this 1306-nucleotide messenger RNA. RefSeq names its product aspartate dehydrogenase domain containing (gene Aspdh). The record is from RefSeq and is a predicted model, not a curated record. Bases 73 to 990 code for a protein of 305 amino acids. The transcript has 6 exons. NCBI's taxonomy places the organism in Eukaryota, Metazoa, Chordata, Mammalia, Rodentia, Muridae. Gene Ontology annotation, biological process: NAD+ biosynthetic process. Gene Ontology annotation, molecular function: L-aspartate dehydrogenase [NAD(P)+] activity; NADP binding.
UCACUUCCCAGGCCUAGUACAGGGGCCAGUGAGCACAGGAGGUCCCCACAGCAAGACACCAUCCUAAAAGCCAUGGCCACCAGUAUGGUCCCUGGAGUCCCUCAGAAGGUGGGGGUAGUGGGCUAUGGCCGCCUGGGACAAUCCCUUGUGUCCCGCCUUCUGGCUCAGGGAUCAGAACUGGGCCUAGAACUUGUCUUUGUGUGGAACCGUGACCCUGGACGAAUGGCAGGGAGCGUGCCUCCUGCCUUGCAGCUCCAAGACCUCAUUGCCCUUGAGGAAAGGCACCCUGACAUUGUGGUAGAAGUGGCCCAUCCAAAACUAAUCCAGAAAUACGGGGUACAAAUCCUGCGCCAUGCUAACCUCCUGGUGGGAUCCCCCUCAGCUCUGGCUGACCAGACCACAGAGCAGCAGCUCCUGGAAGCUUCAAACCACUGGGGUCACACUGUGUUUGUGGCCCGAGGGGCCCUGUGGGGGACUGAAGACAUCAGCAGAUUGGAUGCAGCCGGGGGCCUCCAGAGCCUUCGAGUCACUAUGGCCACACACCCUGAUGGCUUCCGGCUGGAGGGGCGUCUGGCUGCAGCGCAGAGCAGCGGGGCCCGCACAGUGCUCUAUGAGGGCCCUGUGCGUGGGCUCUGCCCUUUGGCCCCCCGAAAUUCUAACACUAUGGCAGCCGCUGCCCUGGCUGCCCCCAGUCUGGGCUUCGACCGUGUCAUUGCGGUGCUUGUGGCUGACCUUAGCCUCACUGACAUGCAUGUCGUGGACGUGGAGCUGACCGGCCCCCCAGGGCCGACAGGCCGCAGCUUCGCCGUGCACACCCACAGAGAGAACCCAGCCCAGCCUGGCGCUGUCACCGGUUCUGCCACUGUUACAGCCUUCUGGCACAGCCUCCUGGGUGCGGUCAGACCCUUCCAAGGGUCCCCUGGCAUUUGUGCUCUGCAGAGCUCCGUUUUCGGUCUUUGCCCAUCCUUGGUUCUCACUCCUGGGCUUUAGGUUCCUCUCUUUCCCGUCCCCCUUUCUCUCAGCAUCUCUGUCUCAUCUAGGCCUCGCCAUCCACACCCCACAUUUCUUUCUGAGUAUACCUCUUUGGGUUGGUCCACACUACCAUUUUCAAAGCCCACGUUCGGUUCCCCACGGCUGUCUGCAUAUGUCUGUAUUGUCACCCUAGUCUUUCAUUCUCCCCACAGGCUGCUGCCAGCUCCCCUCCAGACCUGGGAUCCGCCUCUGCUGACAGUCUCCUUCCCCACUACCCUUGCUGUCACCUCAAUCACUAUGUGGCUCAGUAAACACCAAAAUUUUGUCCGCUGUU